GUGCGAUUCCCAUGUGCCUAGGUCAUCGGAGCUGUACACAGAGACGCCACCACCCUCUUCUUGUCCCUCAAUCUUGUACUCGCCAAAGAGCCAGAAUUUGGACGACUCCUUGUCGAACCAAAUGGAGCCGGCGUGCGCAUUGACCAGGUUACCCUCGGUAUCCCUCCAUCGCCCACCAGGAACAAUAUACUUUGCCUGCGCCGCCGAAGCAAGCAACAGCGCAGAAAGAGCUUUGCACACACGCAUUUCGAAAACCCAAAUGUUGAUCCCACAAUUCGUUUCCCCAACGUGCCGUCGGAGCUCCUCUUAUAGUGCGGGGAAAUGACGCCAGGGUCCGCGCCUCCACGAGCUGUCGGCCUUUGCUAUCCCGAAAAUUGCGGGGUGUGAAAUGAAGCUCUGCACAAUUUCUCCGGUGGUGCUCUUGGUCUGGGCAACGCUCCUAUGGGGUGGACUUGCGGUGUCGAUCUCUUGCCGCUUCUGCGGGAGUUUUUCCGUGCUAAGCCCGAUGCUUGAGCUGUCGGGUUAAUGCACUGCACUAUUAACCGAUGUGAUGCCAUACUUUGUGAGAUAUUACAGCAUUGCCUGACCUGCAUGCUCUUGGCUCUGACUCUCAUUUCUUGACAUACGCGACAGCACGGUUCGGUCCUUGACCAGCGCAGUCCGCAGAAUGUCCGGAUAUUUUGCGUCACCUCUACCGAGAUCCGAGUGGAUUGCACCGUGUGCCGGAUCGUAGGCUUUUGCGAAUCCCGAAUGGCGAAACUGUUUUUGUUGUACGUAAAGGUUUGGUCGAGAAUACAGAAUCGGGUUGUUGCUGCAAAGCCUUUCGAAAAUAUAUCUGCGGUCGAGCUCCUGUUUCCGGGCCCGAAACUGAGCGUGUAGCUCCAAGUUCUCAAUGUCUCUUUCCGAAGAGAUGUCGAGAUACAGAGUCUUGGGAUGCAUCGUGAAAGACUCUGGUCCAGAGAAAGAGGAGGAAAGAAAGUGUUGAAGGCGUGGGUGUUGCUUGCAGCCUCAGGCACCAAUGCUUGGCGGCCUUGCGUCGCGCCUUCCCAAACAGGUCCCCGAAUAGCUUCACUCCCUCCUCCAUCACCGUCAACGCGACGCGUUGCUCGGCAAUUUACCUCUCUACCUCUCACCAACUCUUUUGGCGGAAUUUACACUGCUUGACUUCAAUGCACCUCUUGUCGUUUGAUGCCCCUAUCCAUCCAAGUCCAAUGUUAUCCUCCGUGGCCUCGGAAAUGUCGGUCUUCGCUCGCAUGGCACGAUCUCAAAUCGAGCCACCGCCUCUGGUCGCGAGAUCUGCGAUCUGCGGUAGGAACCAUGACUCAUGGGCCCUUCUGGUGACAAGCUCCAAUUAGCUGCCGAUGAAUACGAUGUAUCCGCUCGCGAAAAGCUCGUGUUCAGCGCCCAAGUAUUUAAGCAGAAUGAGCCGCAGCCUACUUUGACUCCGCAACACCAUCUCGCGGAAUAACGGCCAGAGACAAUUAUGGCUCAACGCACUCUUCCUCCCGUUCCUGUCAAGCACGCAGAUCUAAUCGGAUACCUUCGGUCGCACCCCAACGAAUCUGUACGCGAUCUCUUGAAACCAUAUAACGAUUACGACGCUGUUCUACGGCAAAUCUUCGCCCAGGAGCCGAAUCAUCCCCUCAUUGCAGAUGGCCUUCUCAAUGUCGUGCCGCUUUACAAUGUCGGGGGUGACGGCGCCGCGGACCUACGAAUUCGCGCCCGAGAUCUCGCUACGGAGCCUGACGAUGUGAAAUCCAAAUACAUCAUGCCCCUGGCGGACGAAGAUCGCAGACCGGACGGUUCGUUCGCAGUGGUCCCAUCGCUAAAGCAGUUCCAGACCAAUUUCAGCAUUUUCUCCGAGGGGUCGCUGAGCAGCCUUAACUGGGACAAUGUCCUUGCCGUAGGCAGUUCGGUCGCAACGGCGCUCUUGCCCCUGCCAGGUGAGUUUGCGCAGGCAGACUCCAAACGCAAGAUUCGCCAAUUCUACCACGAGAAGUUUGCUCCUGCAUCCGACGUGGAUCUCUUCCUGUACGGCCUGAAUCACGAGCAAGCUAUUGAAAAGAUCAAGCAUAUCGAGCGAUGUAUCAACGAUUCGGUUCUGACUGAAACGACGGCUGUGCGCACGAAACACGCCAUCACCAUUGUAUCGCAAUACCCCACCCGCCAUGUCCAGAUUGUUCUUCGCUUGUACAAAUCCCCGGCGGAGAUACUCACUGGCCUUGAUGUGGACUGCUCUGCUGUAGCCUACAACGGGCGCCAGGUGUAUCUCACACCCCGUGCUCUCGGCGCAUACAUUACACAGAUCAAUAAUAUUGAUUUAUCGCGGCGCUCUCCGUCGUAUGAAAGCCGUCUGUCAAAGUACUCUAGAAGAGGCUUUGAGGUCUACUGGCCCGAUUUGGACCGAUCUCGCAUUGACCCCACCAUUUACGAGCGAAACUUGAAACGCAUUGUUGGCCUAGCUCGUUUGCUCGUUCUGGAGAAGCUUCCUCAUUUAUCCGAGCGAGAGCUGUAUCAGAACAAGAGGAGACGUGAACGCGGUCGUCCUGCCAUCAAGGGGAGUCGGCAGUAUGCUUUACCCGGCAAUCUCAAAGACGAGUGGGACGAUGAAAUUCCCGACUGGAUGGAGGAAGACCAAAUCUCGAAUUAUCACACGAUAAAGAUUCCAUACGGCAAAAAGUACUAUGCAAGAAAGAUCGAGAAGAUCUUAUUUACGAAGGAUCUGCUUCUCAAUGCAGAAUGGAACCGGCCACAAGACCGGACGGCCAACUUGCACCGUCAUCCGGCGUUCUUUGGCAGCGUUGAUGAUGUGCUGCACGACUGCUGCGGGUACUGUCCCGUCCCUGAGACAGAUGAGGAGCACAAGAUUGCACAGGAAGAGAGCAAGACGUUUAUUUCUGGAGAGAUAGGGUUUCUGACGGACAAUCCUGGCCGCCAGGAAAUUGGAAGUUUCAACCCGAUCACCGAGGGAGAUUGGUCCGGUAUGUUGCAUUACCUUUUGACUAUCAUGAAGCUAACUCGUACAGAAAUGGCGUAUCUCGGAAGCAGCGAGGGUCUCUCCCAGGCUAUUGUCCACGGCGACCUUGAGGCAGUUAAACAAUGGCUAGCCAAGGGAGUCGACAUUAACAAACGUGAUCAUACAGGGCGCACCCCACUGCACUUAGCAGCCAUGGCAUCGACUCCGGAAAUUCUCCAAUAUCUGGUCGACAAUGGUGCGCGCAUCACCUGGCGCUUGGCUGAUGGCCGGUCGGCUCUACACUUAGCAGCAGCACGAGGCAAUGUGGAAAUGAUCCGCAGCUUGAUGAGAAGAAGUGGGCAGAAUGAGGAAUCAGAGGCCCAAAGGCAGAUGCAAAAAAAUGAAUCUCAAGCGGCUGAUUCCGCGACCGAAUCGCACACAGAGGGCGAUGCCGAGCUCGUCAGUAAUCCCUCGGAGGAUGGCUCCACAGACCAUGUCUCAUACGCCACUGGAUCCUUUGUGAAGGUAAAGAAGGAGGAACCAGACAAAGAGGAACCAUUCGCAGCCGACUCGGAUCUAUCUGAUCCCGACAUCUAUGAUGUAAAUGCGGUCGAGUGGGACCUCAAUGCUUCGCCGCUCCAUCUGGCAAUCAUGAAAGGCCAUGUGGAGGCUGUUGAGGAACUGGUCACGGCUUUCGGGGCCGAUGUGUUGCUUCCUAUCAAACCAAAUAACGGUCCGAGAUCUGUCAAUCUCACCUUGGCCCUAGCUCUUGCACUGCCUCUGGAGCAAGCAAAGGCAAUGACAGCUAAGCUGUUGGAACUCGGCGCAUCUCCUGCCCAGGCAAACUCUGAUCAUAAAACACCUCUGUUAUUUCUUGCAGCCGCAGGACAUCACGACAUCCUCGACCUAUACCUACGCUAUGAUCAGCCCGCCGUUGCGCGCGCCAUAAGUCAUCUGUCUGUGGUGGAGAUUCCGCAUCAAAUUCUUUCCGUGCAAUCACCUCUUACAGCGGCCAUCGGGGCAAAAAACGCCGCUAUAGCAAGCAGGCUCCUCGAACUAGGGGCACGUCCGUCGAUAAGCUUUCAGGAGUUUAUGAGCUCGGCUCAAGAGUUCUCUUUCGUCCGGAAUCAAUUAACCGCGGAAAACCGAACCCACUUCGAGGAACGUGUCGACCAGCCUGUCGUCUACGCGGCUGAGAAUGACCUGCCGCUGCUGGCGAUGGAACUACUUGCCCGUGGCGCCGAUCCAAAUACCCUGACCCAGGAAGGAUACGUUGCGCUUGGUAAAUCGUACCGAAGCCGGCACACCACUGGCUCCUCAUUGUUGGAUUAUGUUCGCACCAAGCUGGCCGCUCUACGUGAGUACACAGGGGAGCCGGUCAAAGCUACACCGCCAGAGCCUCUGGAUCCUGACGACAAUGCAUACCUGAAAGAGUUCGCGCCCGGCUCAUAUCAGCAUUGGAGGGCAAAGGGCAUUCUCGCGGAAGAAAGGAAAACCUUCAAGAACAAGGAGCAGGAAUAUCUCAAGGCUUUGGAAUCUGCAAACACCAUGGAGGGCCUGCAGGAAAAGAAGGCCGCGAUCAGAGAACUUGUGGAGGCUUUUGCAAAGCUGGAAUCGGAUUUGGUCAAACGAGGCGCGAAAACAUUCCAAGAACUUCACCCGGACGUCAAGACAGAUCAACCUGACACUGCUAAGACCUCCACCGCAAAAACAUCUCCUUUCAGUAUCACCCUGGGCUUCAGGGGCCCUGACAUUAUAGGAGACAAGCGACUUGACUAUCUGAGAAUCCGCGUGGGCUGGCGACCUCGAUACUAUCAAGACGCUUACGACAACCGUUUCUUCUGAUACUAGCUAUCGCCAACCUUUGGAGCUUGCCAUCUGCGAUGAUCGGGGGUACUCGGCGUUUACUAUUGCCGUCAUCCGCGGACAUCUUGACGUUGCGUAUGGAAUCAUAGCCAUUGCCGCCGCUCAGUAUAAACCCCCAGAGGAGAAGCAAGCCCGGUACCGGAUGCGACAGUACGAUUCGAGCGAUGACUACGCUGAAAGCGACGACGAUGAGUCCGACGGCCUGCAACUUGAGGAGGAAAUUGUGCAAACCGAGUUCACCAUAGACACUGUCGGCCAGAUCAAAACCGAGGUCGAGAGCAAAACUAACCCAGUGGCCAUCCUGAAAGGGCACUGUGCUUUGAACCUAUUCCUAGAGGGAAUCACAGGAGAAACCAUCAACACGCUCAUCGGUUAUGCGAUUUGGACCGACGAUACCAAGCUGCUGGCCUCUCUCAUCUCACUUGGAGAGCAACUCAACGAGAAAUUCCCGUAUUAUCCAGGCGAUCCCCAGCCGGAUCAGAUAAGUCCGGCCGACUUCCUCAUGGCAAUUCGACUCGGAAGGCUGCACUGCCUGGAGCUUCUCAUUAAGCGAACCGGGACAGGGAUUAAUCUGGAUGAGCUGGUUGAGAAGAGCGAUAUCGAGGUCGUGGAAACUCCCGACCACUACCGCGGGCUUUCGGUGCGUGGCAAGAAGCGCGCGGACUGGGCGAGUCGUGGUCGGACAACUAGACAAUCAGAGACUGAACCACCGCUCCUUCAAGCCGCGAGGACGGGGAAUCUAGAGAGUGUGCAGUGGUUCCUUGGUCCUGUGCCGGCUCGCUGCUAUGCUACGUUUGUUGCGGCGUGGGAACACGACGAGAGGGUCCAGAUGCUGUCCUCUACGAAGAAAGGACUGGAGCGGACGAUUACUGAUUUCUUGGACUGUAGACGUA
Molecule: messenger RNA, 5715 nt
Organism: Aspergillus calidoustus
Lineage: Eukaryota; Fungi; Ascomycota; Eurotiomycetes; Eurotiales; Aspergillaceae
Source: the annotation of a GenBank genome assembly